Durusdinium trenchii is the source of this 1707-nucleotide messenger RNA. The record is from the annotation of a GenBank genome assembly. NCBI's taxonomy places the organism in Eukaryota, Dinophyceae, Suessiales, Symbiodiniaceae.
AUGGAGGGAACUGAUCCUCUACAAAGGACACCUGCUCAACGGAAACGGAAAUUGACAGCUAGAUUGACCGACGCUACUGAGCGAGAAGAGUUGGAGGUUGCAAAUAGCGGCAAGCCUGUUGCCUUCACCUCCACCAGCGAAUUGCGAGAGUGGCCUCUUAAAGUUGUUCAGUCCCUCUGUGGGCAGGACACGUGCGGAGAUCAGGAGUUAAGCCUGCGCCUGAAACAGCAUUUUCUUCGUGGCGUUGUCCUCAACACCGACUACAGUGGCAUUGAUUGCCCGAGAGAGGCUUUAGAGUUGGCUGAGAGGUCUCUCUACACCUUGCAUGGUGUUCAGUGUGUCGAUGCCAAGUCAGCUGUGUCUGUGGGAAGGACUUGUGACAAGGGAACCCUUCAGAAGAAGGUUCAAGUUGCUUUGUCCCACACGUUUGAGGAGAGCCGGCGGUGCCAUUUUGAAGAUUUGCUAGACCGCUUGCCCGAAACAGGGCGAGAGUGGAUCCGAGCUGCAACUGCAGAGAAGACAGCUUCCAAGGCGGUUCGAGCCGCAGCCUUUUCCAACAUCUCCAAGUGGGUUAUGGAGAAUCGGUCCUGGUUGUUCAGCAUGGAAGCAGUUAGCUGGUGCGCUGUCCACCAAAGGAAUUGCAAGGUGCAUCAAUCUUUGCUCUCUUCAAAGCCAGACUCGGAGUCAGACACGGAGAGCCGCACGCGAAUCAACACAGCAGGGGUGACUUGCCACGCAUGGAGCUCUGAAGGAAAAGGGGAGGGAGCUGCCCAUGAGUCUGAAAUCCCGUUGGCAGUUUGGCUGGGCGAAACCAUGUACCUUUUUGAGCAGGGAGCUCAAGAUGUUGUCUUCCUGGAAUGCACCCCUAGGUUUCCUGCCCAGGAUCGUUUGGAGAGCAUCUUUUCCAAAAUUGCCCAUGUAUUCUCUUGGCAUGAUGGGCCAGAGCUUCAUGGAUGGCCCCAUCGAAGACUCAGAGUCUUGGCUGCUUUGAUUUCGAAGGAGACAAUGGAAUGGCUCGGCUCUCCUUCUUUGACUGACUUGCAAGCGGAUUACAAAGAGAGAUUCCACCGCCAAAUGGGUGCAGAUGGAUCCAUCCUACUGCAGGCCUCUUUCGAAGACCGAGUUCAAGAGAUGCACGCUUUAGCGCAACUUCGCAAGAACAACGUUUCUCUUGAAGAGAUGGGAAAUGUCAUGGCAGACCCCGAUCGUGGCAAGGAGGUGGCACGCUUGACCUUGCCUCCAGGUGGCAUCGACCGGUUGGCUCAGUGGGAGCAGGAGUUCAAAGACAGGAGGGCUUCCGACCAGAGCUUGUCUGCUUUUCUCUGCGAUGUUGAUCAUUCUGUGAAUACCAAAGGGCCAGCUGGGAGCCGGCUGUGGCCGACACAGCUGACACAUGGGACUGUCAUUGCUUUCAAGACCAAUGAAGAUGGAGAGGUGUCUUGGCGGAUGGCCACUGCUAUGGAGCAUCUGGCGGCGCUUGGAUGGAAUGUUUUUGCGCCCUCUGAUGCCUUCCCACUGUGCAACCUGAAGUUCGCGAUUGAACACCUCCGAUUGACUCCAGGGCAAGUGAAGACCUUGACAGGAAACUCCAUGCACUUGCUCACACAAAUGUCCUUCAUGCUCUACAUUCUUGCCCAGUGCGGAAGAAAGGUGGCCCAUCGUUCCAACCCACCUGCUCGAGUGAGCUCGUGGGACGAGUUCAGUUAG